AUGGCUCGCUACGCUGCGGUUCACGCUUGGGAUAAGCUCGCCGGACCUGGCGAUGCCCGCCCUUCUGCCGAACAGAUCAUCAAGGACGCCGGAAAGGAAGACCUCAAGGGCCAAGUCAUCAUCAUCACCGGUGUUUCUUCCGGUAUUGGCGGUGCCAGUGCCGUAGCCCUCGCCGCUACUGGUGCAUCUCUCUACCUCGCCGGCCGAAGCAUUCCCAAGGCUAAGGCCGCUCUCCCCACCAUCGCCGACCUUCCCAAUGUCCACUUUCUCGAGCUUGACCUGGCGUCGAAUGCCAGUAUCAAGGCCUUUGCUGCCGAGUUCCUGAAACAGUCUGGUGGCAAGCUUAAUGUCCUGCUCAACAACGCCGGCGGUGUCCUCGUUGAGCGCAAGGUUACUGUUGACGGCUUCGAGCAGCAGCUUGCCAUCAACCAUCUGGGCCCUUUCCUCCUUUUCGCCCUUCUCAAGGACGCUCUGCUUGCAAGCGCAUCAGCCUCCAACCCUAGCCGUGUGAUCAAUGUCACCAGCUUCGGACACCGCUACGGAAACAUCAACUGGGACGACCUCAACUUUGAGAAGGGAGAAUACCCUUCCACAGGCGCCUAUGCCCAGGCCAAGACCGCAAGCAUCUACACGGCCACCGAGAUUGACCGUCGCUACGGAGCCCAGAACCUCUUCGCCUGGAGCGUCCACCCCGGUGGCAUCAUGGAGUCGGCCUUUAUGAAGAACGCCGGAUAUUCCCAGGAGGCCAUUGACGGGUUCAUGGACGUUUGGCCUUCUAAACUUUUCAAGAACAACACGCAGGGCGCUGCGACGCAAGUGUGGGCGGCGGUAAGCGACGAUGUCCUGGCUCCCGAGGCCAGAGGAAAGUACUUGGAGGAUUGUCGUGUUUCACUUCCCACGGAGCAGACGGACAAGCCGGAGUGGCUGGGACACCCUGGUCAUACCUACGACGAGACUGCUGCGAAGAGGAUUUGGGAGGUCACCGAGAAGUUGCUCGGAGUCAAGGCUUAA
Messenger RNA from Trichoderma breve, 1011 nucleotides. Its product is annotated as short chain dehydrogenase domain-containing protein. The transcript has a single exon. Bases 1 to 1011 code for a protein of 336 amino acids. The record is from RefSeq and is a predicted model, not a curated record. NCBI's taxonomy places the organism in Eukaryota, Fungi, Ascomycota, Sordariomycetes, Hypocreales, Hypocreaceae.